Messenger RNA from Sphaerulina musiva SO2202, 1676 nucleotides. Its product is annotated as nucleotide-binding domain-containing protein. The coding region runs from base 1 to 1635 and encodes 544 amino acids. The record is from RefSeq and is a predicted model, not a curated record. Lineage: Eukaryota; Fungi; Ascomycota; Dothideomycetes; Mycosphaerellales; Mycosphaerellaceae. Gene Ontology annotation, cellular component: mitochondrion. Gene Ontology annotation, biological process: ubiquinone biosynthetic process. The transcript has 2 exons.
AUGUCUGGGAGCACAAAAGUAUCUUGGGUAUGCAAUGGCUGCCAAAGCUCUGCACGGCUCCAUGGUGCCAGGCUGAGGCCACGGCCACGGCCACGGCCACGGCUAUGGAAUGCUGAACAUCAUGGAGUUCGAGCAUACAGCGUGGCGAAUACACGACAACGACCACUGCAUCUCGCCAUCAUCGGAGCGGGACCCGCGGGCUUUUAUUCUGCGUAUAGACUUCUGAAGAGCUUACCAGAUGCCCGUGUGGAUAUGUACGAAGGUCUGCCAUCGCCCUAUGGCCUUGUGCGCUUCGGCAUUGCCCCCGACCAUCCAGAAGCCAAGAAGUGCUCAGAAACUCUGAUAGACGUAGCCAAAUAUCCAGGAUUCACUUACAUUGGCAACGUACCCGUAGGAGAUGAACCACACCAACUACCCCUGACUUCUCUGGCACCGCACUACGACGCUGUGCUGUUCGCGUACGGAGCAUCCAAAGACAAGAAGCUGAAUAUACCCGGAGAGGACCUCCGCAAUGUACUAUCUGCGAGAGCGUUCGUAGGCUGGUACAAUGGACUUCCCGAAUACGCAGACCUCCAGCCGAACCUGCGAGCUGGCGAAACUGCUGUUGUUAUUGGACAGGGGAAUGUUGCUUUGGAUGUCACGCGGAUGCUGCUCAUGAGUCUCGAAGAGCUCAAAAAGACGGAUAUUGCGGAGCAUGCCGUGGAGGCUUUGAGCAAGAGCAGAAUUCGAGAUGUGAAGGUCAUUGGGAGAAGAGGGCCGCUGCAAGCACCGUAUACUAUAAAGGAGCUCAGAGAACUGCUGAGCCUGUCUGGCUUGGGCUUUGUCCCGCCACCCGAAGGCUGGGAGGAACUGGUGCAGGUUGAGAGGAAGAAGCUUCCUCGACAGCUGAAGCGUAUCGCCGAACUGUUAGAAAAAGGGAGCAAGACGCCCAUCGAGCGAGCAGCAAAGGCCUGGCAGCUGGGAUACCUGAGGUCACCCAUCGAGUUCUUGUCCAGGAACGGUCAAGACCUCGAUGCUAUCGGGUUUGAGAGCACUGAGUAUGUUGCGCCUCCUGCAUCAAGCAUGAUACCGGGUGAGCCAGAAAACACCUUGAAUGCACUGCGCUCUCUGCAAGUAAGACCUGUCGAGCCUGUGAAGCGAACCUCGAUAGCUGCAUCCAUGGCCUUUCGCAGUAUUGGCUACGAAUCAGAGCCCAUCGCAGGCAUGGAUAGGCUUGGCGUACCCUUUGAUACGAAGAAGGGCAUCAUUCCUAACGAUCGCUACGGUCGUGUGCUUACGCCUGAUCUCGGACCUGGCAACUUGACGGCUGGUCACGUGCCAGGCAUGUACUGUGCGGGUUGGGUGAAGCGAGGGCCUACAGGGGUCAUUGCCAGUACCUUGGACGAUGCUUUCACCAGUGCAGACGUCAUCGUUAGUGAUUGGCGGAAGAACGUGAAGUUUCAUGAUGGUAUUGGGGACGACAAAGAGGGUUGGCAACAGGUGAAGAAGGCCGCUGAGAAACGAGGCAUGAGACCGAUAAACUGGCAGGAUUGGGAGCGGAUUGAUGCUGAGGAGGUGAGACGAGGGCAAGCAAAGGGGAAGGAGAGAGAAAAAUGCAGGACUGUUGAUGAGAUGUUGAGAAUACUGGAUGCCUAGCGACCAGCGUAAGGUACCUGAGUUUAUAGACGUUGGCAUCG